This is a messenger RNA of Closterium sp. Yama58-4, 930 nucleotides long. NCBI's taxonomy places the organism in Eukaryota, Viridiplantae, Streptophyta, Zygnematophyceae, Desmidiales, Closteriaceae. The record is from the annotation of a GenBank genome assembly.
AUGCGUCUCCCAACCAGUUGCCUACUUGCUCCCACCUUCCCCCGUCGUUCUCCCGCCUCUCCCUUCCAUCUUUACACCUCCCGCCCGUUGCCUUGUUCUCCCCUCCCCUCCCAGGUGUGCGCCCUGCUCCUGGCGUGUCUAUUCUUGUACGACAUCUUCUGGGUGUUCUUCUCACACCGCUUCUUCGGAGCCAACGUGAUGCUCUCAGUGGCCACGCAGCAUGCCCACAACCCUGCCCACUCCGUCGCUCACUCCCUCCGCCUGCCCUCUGCCGUAGCAAAGUCGAUUGUGAGGGAGAUAGAGCUGCCAGUGAAGCUGCUGUUCCCGAGGGACCUGUUUGGAGAGCUGAACGUGUUUGGAGCGAAAGGACAAGGAAGAGCGCGGGAUUUCAUGGUGCUGGGACUGGGCGAUAUGGCUAUACCAGGCAUGCUGCUUGCUCUUGUUCUGUGCGUGGAUCAGCACAAGAGGCGGCAGCAGCAGGAGGAGCAACAGCAGCGGGAGCUGGAGGUUCUAGAGGCAGGGAGGGGCGGGAAAGAACAGCAGCAAGAGCCGCAUGAGCCUUCCCAUUCACAACAUUCUCAGAAACAUUCUGAGCAGCACUCUCAGCAGCAUUCUCAGCAGCAGCAUCAUUCUCAGGACAAUUUGAGUCGCCCACUACUCGACUCGUUGCAUUCAGUGAAGGAGCAUGGGAAGGGGCAGCUGGGCUAUGUGUGGGUGGCAGCAGUGGGUUAUGCGGUGGGGCUCGUGGCUGCUCUCGCUGCUGGCGUGCUGACAAGGUCUCCCCAGCCCGCCCUACUAUACCUGGUGCCCUCCACGCUCGGCCCUGUGUCACUGGUGGCGUGGAGAAGAGGCGAGCUGGCAGAUUUGUGGGACGGCUCGCCUGGCCUCAUGCCGUUCGACCAGGACAAGCUUGAAACGCUGGAUGUUUAA